Staurois parvus is the source of this 2961-nucleotide messenger RNA. The record is from the annotation of a GenBank genome assembly. NCBI's taxonomy places the organism in Eukaryota, Metazoa, Chordata, Amphibia, Anura, Ranidae.
UUCAGAUGCGAGCCUCUGGUAAAGCACUCCUGGAUGCUGUCUGCAGCCACCUUAACCUAGUUGAAGGUGAUUACUUUGGACUGGAAUUUCAGGAUCACAGGAAAAUCAUGGUAUGGCUGGACCUCGUUAAGCCCAUCAUAAAGCAGAUCAGAAGACCCAAGACUGUAGUUCUGAAGUUUGUUGUCAAGUUCUUCCCCCCUGAUCACACCCAGCUGCAAGAAGAAUUAACCAGGUACCUCUUUGCACUGCAAGUGAAGCAGGAUAUGGCGCAAGGCAGGCUCACAUGUAAUGAAAGCAGCGCUGCACUCUUAAUUUCCCAUAUUGUGCAAUCUGAAAUAGGAGAUUUUGAUGAAGCCGUUGACAGAGAACAUCUUUUAAAGAACACAUACAUGCCCCAGCAAGAUACUCUAGUAGAAAAGAUCAUGGAAUAUCAUCGGAAUCACUAUGGUCAGACGCCAGCUGAGUCAGAUUUUCAGCUCUUGGAGGUUGCCCGUCGGCUAGAGAUGUAUGGCAUUAGACUACAUCCAGCCAAAGACCGAGAGGGAACUAAGAUAAAUUUGGCCGUUGCCAACACAGGCAUCCUAGUAUUUCAGGGUCACACAAAAAUCAAUGCAUUUAAUUGGGCUAAAGUGCGAAAACUGAGUUUCAAGAGAAAGCGAUUUCUCAUAAAACUGCGUCCAGAUGCAAAUAGUUCUUACCAAGACACCUUGGAAUUUAUGAUGGCUAGUCGAGACUUUUGUAAAUCUUUCUGGAAGAUAUGUGUUGAGUACCAUGCCUUCUUUAGGCUCUUUGAAGAACCCAAACCAAAGCCAAAACCGGUCCUUUUCAGCCGAGGUUCAUCAUUUAGAUUCAGUGGUCGUACACAGAAGCAAGUUUUGGAUUAUGUGAAAGAAGGAGGCCAUAAAAAAGUACAGUUUGAAAGGAAGCACAGCAAGCUUUGUUCUAUAAGAAGUAUGACUGCCCACUCACCUGAGCAGAUUUUAGAGGUGCCAAAACAAAGCCCUAAAAUGUCUGUUGCACAAAGUUCUCAGCCUGAUGAGAUUCAAACAUUACACCCAAGCAAGGAAGAGAAGCUAGUAAUUGAGGCUUCAGUACAGCGCAAAAGCCCCUCUCCUAAGAAGAUCUCCCUGGACAAGAAAGCAAAGGAAGGUGCUCAUUUGACAGCUGAUGGUGAAGACACAGCCAAAGAUCAUAUCCAGCAGAAUAUGAAGAAUGCACACCAGCCAAGCACAGGUUCAUUAACAGGGAGUCCACACCUCUCAGAACUGUCAAUUAAUUCUCAAGGAGCAACAACAGGGCUAAACUCCACAUUAUCGCCAAACUUAAGUCCUGAUGGAAAGCCUUCUUCUCCUCUCAUCAGUCCAUUGCUGAACGAGCCCAUCUGUAUCAGAACUGAUGAUGAGGAGGAUAGCCGGAAAAAGAGAUUUCCAACUGACAAAGCUUACUUUAUUGCAAAGGAGGUUUCAACCACGGAGUGCACCUAUCUUAAAGAUCUUGAAGUCAUUACAGUGUGGUUUCAGAACACAGUAAAUAAGGAUGACUCCAUGCCAGAGCAAUUAAGAAAUCUUGUUUUCUCCAAUUUUGACCCCUUACAUAAGUUCCACUCUAGUUUCCUAAAGGAAGUUGAUCAAAGACUUUCCUUCUGGGAAGGAAGGUCCAAUGCCCAUAUGAAAGGUGAUCAUCAAAAAAUUGGGGAUGUCAUGUUGAAGAAUAUCCAGGGUAUGAAGCAAUUCACAACCAACUAUCAGAGGCACUAUGAUGUAUUGAUGGAACUGGAGAAAGCAAUUAAAAAUUCCCGCAAACUAGAAAUUCUGUGUAGAGACUUUGAGCAGGAGAAGGUGUGUUACCUGCCACUGAACAUGUUUCUCCUCCGGCCCCUGCACAGACUCAUGCACUACAAGCAAAUCAUGGAGAGACUUUGCAAACACUACUCACCAAAUCACAUAGAUUUUCCGGGACACUCGAGCUGCCCUUGCUGAAAUCUCGGAGAUGGUAGCACAGCUCCAUGGAGCAAUGAUAAAGAUGGAAAAUUAUCAGAAAUUGCAGGAGCUCAGGAAAGAUCUGACAGGCAUUGACAAUCUGGUGAUACCUGGCAGGGAGAUUUAUUAGACUUGGGAGUUUAAGCAAGUUAUCUGGAAAAGGCUUACAGCAAAGGAUGUUUUUUCUGUUUAAUGAUGUGUUGCUGUACACCAGCAGAGGGCUGACCUCUUCUAAUCAGUUUAAGGUCCAUGGGCAGCUGCCAUUGUUUAACAUGACGGUAGAAGAAAGUGAUGAGGAGUGGGGAGUAUCUCACUGUCUGACCCUAAGAAGUCAGAAUCAAGCUAUAGUUGUUGCAGGAAGUUCUCGUUCUGAAAUGGAAAAAAAUGGAGUGAAGAUAUUCAGAUGGCUAUUGAUCUAGCAGAAAAGAGUAGUGGUCCUGUCCCUGAGCUGUUAGCCAGCAGUCCUCCCGAUGGCAAAUCACCAGAGGAAGGUCCUGCUGAUCAGGAAUCGGAGGACGAUUUGAGUGCUUCUCGCACAUCACUGGAACGACAAUCACCUCACCGUGGAAACACUACCGUUCAUGUGUGUUGGCAUCGGAACACAAGCGUUUCCAUGAUUGAUUUCAGCUUUGCUGUGGAGAAUCAGCUGUCAGGAAACCUGCUUCGAAAGUUCAAGAACAGCAAUGGAUGGCAGAAACUCUGGGUGGUAUUCACAAAUUUCUGCCUAUUUUUCUACAAAUCACAUCAGGAUAAUCAUCCAUUAGCCAGUCUCCCUUUACUUGGCUAUUCACUCACCAUUCCCUCUGAAUCAGAGAACAUUCAUAAGGAUUAUGUCUUUAAACUGCAUUUCAAGUCUCAUGUGUACUAUUUCAGAGCUGAAAAUGAAUACACCUUUGAAAGGUGGAUGGAAGUGAUUCGAAGUGCCACAGACUCCAUCAGUCGCUCCCGCCUCUUGAGCCAUAAGGAGUCUCAUUUGUACUGA